Osmia lignaria (orchard mason bee) is the source of this 5108-nucleotide messenger RNA. It is a transcript of the gene Gad1, whose product is annotated as glutamate decarboxylase. Gene Ontology annotation, cellular component: cytoplasm. Gene Ontology annotation, biological process: GABA biosynthetic process. The record is from RefSeq and is a predicted model, not a curated record. Gene Ontology annotation, molecular function: pyridoxal phosphate binding; glutamate decarboxylase activity. NCBI's taxonomy places the organism in Eukaryota, Metazoa, Arthropoda, Insecta, Hymenoptera, Megachilidae.
CUCGAGGCAGGCCGAGUCAGGCCGAGGCUCGAGAGUCGUCCAGGCGUUUUCGGCUGGAAGCAGUCCCUUGGAAACCACCCCGAAGCCCGUCGUCGUUCCACCAGUCUAUCGACGCUCCAUCCUUAAGUCCUUCUACCGCUAGGACAGCUUCAUCCCCUUGUACGCGACACCGACACCGUUUCCGUGCUCGUCGUCCGAGAGCACCCUUGUACAGAGGAGGACGGAUUUGGGACUGAGGCGAGGGGCACAAGCAGAGACAUGGACAAUGUGCAAAUGAUCGGCACUAAAAUCACAGCGAUCAAGGAAUACUUAUAUAAUUUCGCCCGGACACACUCACCGACCAGACUAAUGAGUUCCGAAAACACCUACUCGCUCUCCAGGGAGCAUUGUAACUUGAAAUAUUCGGAUAUCCUGCCGCACAAUGUCGAAGGUUAUCCAGCAACCAGAGAGUUCCUAAUGAAGGUGGUGGAUAUCCUAUUGGAUUUCAUUAAGUCGACGAACGACAGAAACGCGAAGGUCCUCGAUUUUCAUCAUCCCUCCGAGAUGAUGCGCAUCCUGGAUCUUGAGAUUCCCGACACUGGCUUGACUCUUCAACAACUUAUUAUCGACUGUUCCACGACUCUGAAGUACCAAGUGAAGACUGGACAUCCCCAUUUCUUCAAUCAAUUGUCCUGCGGGUUAGACUUGGUGUCGAUGGCUGGCGAAUGGCUAACAGCGACGGCGAACACCAACAUGUUCACCUACGAGAUCGCACCUGUGUUCAUUUUGAUGGAGCACGUGGUGCUGCAGAAGAUGAGGGAACUAAUUGGCUGGAGCGGUGGCGAUUCUAUAUUAGCUCCGGGUGGUUCCAUCAGCAAUCUUUACGCCUUCCUCGCCGCGAGACACAGGAUGUUCCCUAGUUACAAGGAGCGAGGUCUUUCCGCUAUCGGGGGACAGCUGGUUAUGUUCACGUCUGACCAGUGCCAUUAUUCGGUGAAAUCCUGCGCCGCUGUCUGUGGACUGGGAACAGACAACUGCGUGAUGGUUCCCAGCGACGAACGAGGUCGCAUCAUUCCAUCGAAGCUUGAAGAACUUAUUCUGGAGCGUAAGGCUAAAGGACAUAUUCCCUUCUUCGUGAAUGCCACCGCUGGGACGACCGUCAUUGGUGCAUUCGAUCCUAUCCCUGAAAUCGCUGAUAUCUGCGAGAGACACAAGCUCUGGCUUCACAUCGACGCGGCUUGGGGUGGUGGACUGCUUCUGUCAAGAAAAUACAGACAUCCAAGAUUGACUGGCAUCGAACGAGCCGACUCCGUGACCUGGAAUCCACACAAACUCAUGGGAGCGUUGCUUCAGUGCUCGACCAUUCACUUCAAGGAAGAUGGGCUGUUGAUUAGCUGCAACCAAAUGUCCGCGGAGUAUUUGUUCAUGACAGACAAGUUGUACGACGUGAAGUACGACACCGGUGAUAAGGUGAUUCAAUGCGGACGUCACAAUGACAUCUUCAAACUCUGGUUGCAAUGGCGAGCCAAGGGUACAGAAGGUUUCGAGAAACACAUGGAUCGGUUAAUGGAACUUUCGGAGUACAUGGUCAGGCGGAUCAAACAGAUGUCCGACAAGUAUUACUUGAUACUUGAACCUGAAAUGGUGAACGUUUGCUUCUGGUACCUGCCGACGCGCGUUAGGAACAUGCCACAUACUGCUGAGAGGAUCAAAAUUUUAGCAGAUAUAUGUCCCAUUCUGAAGGGUCGCAUGAUGCAAGCUGGUACGUUGAUGGUCGGUUAUCAACCCGACGAUCGACGGCCCAACUUCUUCAGGAACAUCAUCUCGAGCGCCGCUGUGACGGAAGCGGACGUGGACUUCCUGCUGGCCGAGAUGGACCGGCUAGGCCACGACCUGUAAGAAACCUGCCUAUUUUAAUUAGCCGCAUAAUCAGCGACUGAUAAAUAUCGCGACGUAGCAUCGAAAGUGAUCCCUGCUGAUAUUAGAGAUUCAUCGAUGAGCAGGGAAUCACGUCGCGUUUCAUUACGUGUACAAAAUCCGGAGGCCAAAUUUAAGGAUCGCAAUCAUGGUUAAUAAUUUAAGACGCGAGCUGAUUCUCUCGUUUUUCUUCAGACACACGAUAAAUUUAGGGAAUUGAUGCAACCUUCCCAAAGUAUCUUUUAUUUUUUUAUUUUUUUGAUCCACUGUAUUACAAUAUUAUUAACACCUAGGAUACCUUCCUAAUUAUAAAACUUUCGAGCUUGAAAUUGAAGACAGAGGGAGAAUCAGUGAACGAAUCAUCAUCAGUUCGUAGUUACGACAAACGCUUCUUCAAUAUAAUUAAAAACCACAGCUACUGAAGAUCAAAGGAUACUCAUAGCACGUAAGUUCUCUAGGUGUAAGGAACAGCAUAUCCGUGAAACGAAGAGUCAACUUACAAAGCUCUAGCGACGCUUCCGGCCGUAAAUGUUACUAGUUUUCAUUCCUCGAUGCUACACGUUAGAAGAGAAAAAAAGUAGCAACGAGUCGUAAAUCGAUAAUAAAAUAAUAGAUAUGCUUCGAUAGAUAUCUCGUUCAGUUUCAAUUAAUUUUAAUUUAUCGAUCGCGAUACAUUUAGCAGAAUUUAUUAAACCAAAUUUCAAAUAGAAGUUAAAGAAAAAUCUAAUCCUCGAUGGAUUAGAACGUUCUUGAAAAUGAAAUCAUUUGAUAAAUGAAGAAAUCAAUGUUAACAAUUUCAGAAAUUCGGUGGGAUCGUUCUUUUAGGAACGAAAUAAAUGUACAAAAAUGAUAUUUUUACUCCAAUUCGAGUAGUUAAUUCAUCUAGUUGCAAUUGAUGCUGCGCAUUACUUUGUUGAAAGUUUAAAUAUAUUUGUUAUUUAUUCAUUGUUUGCGAGACUAUAAAUUGACGAAAAGAAUGGCCUGCAUUCAUUCUAUACAAACGUACGUGCGUUAUUAUUUACUGUUGAAGAAUUAUCACCGAACGGAGAGUAAUAUUUAAUAAUAUAAAUAAAUAUAUAUAUUACAUAGGAAACUUGAAAAAAAAAUAUAUAAAUGUAUUUGAAAAAAAAAAAGAUAUAAAUAUAUAAAGAACAAAGCGUAUAUUAUAUAUAUAUUUAGCGUUGAGAUUUUAAAAUACGAAAAACACAAACCCAUGAAAGUACAUGCUUUUUCAAGUAUUCGUGCGAACGGUUGUCAUUUAGUUCGUCGAUUACCAUUCUACUCUCGUUGAGAAUCAAUCUUAAAUCUUCUUAGUGAUUUUCUUAGUGUUACAACAAAAGUACACAACAUUUUUCAAAAAAAAAAAAAAGGAAUUCUAUCGCUAGCCUAUCACUUCUCACGCCUCGAUUCCUUUCACCUACAAACUCUAAUUUUUCAAUUAUUCUUUUUCUUAUCAUUUUCGCCCGUAACAGAGACGACGAAAAAAUAGCAAUCUGUUCGACAAAAAGAAAAGAGAGACACUUAAGAACCGAACAACUCUAUAUAGAUUUCGAUUCACACUCGCCAUCGAGUAAACAAAAGAGGAUGAAUCUAAGCGUAAGUAAUUACUAAACGAUAUCUAGGUGUAUAUUAUAAGAGAAGCGUAAAUCUAUUUAUUGUAAAUCUACGAAUUUACCUAUGUUCUAUUUUCCCGUCGACUUUUACCGAGCCGUCGAUACGUCUUGUUUCGUUCAUAUAAGAAGAAAUGUAGAAUUCAGACGGGUGAGCCAACGGGGAAUUUCAUUUCGUGUAAUUCGUAGUAGUUAAUUAAUAUUCCUGUUCCGUGUGAUUAAGGUGAAAUCGUUGAUUCAAGGUUGACGGGAGACAGAAUUCACGAAAACGAUACAGAAAUAUGUAUUUUUAAAGAAGAAACGAUGAAGACGUUCGUCUGACCAUGAUACAGAUACCUGCAAGAGAAGACACUCUAUUGAACCGUUGUUAUUAAUUAUCUACAAUUUUAUCGGCGUUGUAUCUUUUUUUCACCAACAGUCGUAUCAUAUACUGCCGACUGAAUGGCUGACUUUCGACGAAUUCACUCUAUCGUAAUCAAGGAAAAAUUGAUAACGUUGUAAACAAUAGACACACAUACACGUAGGAAAGAUUAAUGUAUAUGUAUGAUUAAAAGAUCAAUGCAGAGAUUAUGGUUUGUACGUGCAGCUGGUUGAUUUGACACUUCGAAUCUCAUGUUAAAAUUUUUUCAAUUAGUUCUAGGAUCGUUCUUGUUUCUAUUUCAUUUUGAAAAUGCACUGAAUUGUAUUCUUACAAAAUUAUUGUUAUUGCACAUUUAAUUGCGAAAUUUGUAUGCACCAUUAGCACAACACACGCGAUGCACCUUUGCACACAACACUUUCAUUGUCAAUUAGAGAGAUGCACUUGCAUUGGCGUAACUAGGAUUUUCGUCUAGGGUGGACCAGGUCCCCUAAUUUUAUUAAAAGUGUCAAAUAUCUAAUGUUAUUUAAUUCAAAUAUAAUUUUUUUAAGUAAUUACACUACAUAUUGCAUUUCGUUCCAAAUAUUGAUUUCUAUUAAGAUUUUAUGAAUUGACAAAUGAUUUUUUAGCAAUUUCAAUAAUUUCUUAUGGAGAAGAGCAGUAUUCAUUUUAGAGGGACUAGACCCAUUCCGACCCCUACCUAGUUACACUAAUGUGCACUCGAGAAACGGAAAUCGGCACAAGUAAUAAUUCACGUUGGUCAAUUCCUUUCCUUGUGAUUUGUCACACUGAUAAACCAGGGUCAACCACCCUGACCUCAUUAUCGUUAAUUAGUAGGUCUAAGUUGAUGACGAAGUAAGAUGAAGAACAACAAAGUCCCACGUCUUCCAGAAAAAAAAAGUAUUGAGAUUGUUAACGAUUUAGAGAGUGCCUCGCGUGCUUCGAGGUAAUCUAUCCUUCAUGCACUGUACGUAAUUACAAACGAGAAUACAUUUAUAUGAAUAUAUAUAUAAAUAGGUGAAAAUUCUAUAUAAAUAUGUAUAUGUAUGUACACGUGUGCGCAUAACUCUGUUGGGGAUAAAAACGAACGAAAGAAGAUGGACUGUUUAAAGAUUCACUCGACGAUAUGACGAUAUUUGCUUGGUCGUCGCGAUCUUGUUGCGUACGACAAGUACCACCUAUCCACCUAAUUGACCUUAUUAUCCACUGUAUAUCAAUGUCUAAUAAACUGCUGUUAUCCCAAA